Molecule: messenger RNA, 1087 nt
Organism: Aplysia californica (California sea hare)
Lineage: Eukaryota; Metazoa; Mollusca; Gastropoda; Aplysiida; Aplysiidae
Product: unconventional myosin-Va
Molecular function (GO): GTPase binding
Source: RefSeq, a predicted model, not a curated record
CCUGAGCCUUGGUCCAGAAGCCAAGAUAGAGGCCACCAUGCAGCAUGAGAUCACACGACUCACCUCAGAGAACCUGGACCUGCGAGAGUCCAUCGACAAACAGAGCGACCAGAUCCGUAAGCUGAAGAAGAUGUUGAAGGUUUACGCCAAGAAACUCAAGGACGGGGAGGCGGCCGAGAUAGCGGCGGAACUGGAGCGUGAGGAGGGCGGCGGCGGGGGAGACUCGAUCGCCACAGUGAUCCACCGAGAGAGAGCCUACAUGGGCAUGUUGGAAUACAGGAAGGAGGAUGAGGCCGCGCUGGUGAAAAACUUGAUCCUGGACCUGAAGCCCAAAGCCGCCUCAGGUUUGAUCCCCGGCCUCCCGGCGUACGUGCUGUUUAUGUGUGUGCGACACACGGACUACGUGAACGACGACGACAAGGUCAAGUCUCUGCUCACCUCCACCAUCAACGGCAUCAAGAAAGUGGUCAAGUGUGUAUCACCCCCCAUGUGUGUGUGUGUCCCCCCAGUGCCGGCAAUCCUGGAACACGAGGCCAUCGCGGGUCUGACGGCCAGCAAACCCUCGGGGCUGAGGGGCCGCGCCUCCAGCAACGCCAAAGACCUUGAGGAGGGCCGUGACUCCCAGCAUGCCCUGGACGCCCUCAUGAGGACGCUCAACAGCUACAUGCGGAUCCUGAAGCAGCACGCAGUCGACCCGGAGCUAGUGAAGCAGAUCUUUAGACAGGUACGUACUGGCGCAUACACACUCAUGUACAACCUGUCCCACCUAAAACAGUGGCUACGAGACAACAGCCUGCACGAGUUUGUGUCAUAUAUGUGUCAUGUGUCUUGUGUCCCCAGGUACAACCUGUCCCACCUAGAACAGUGGCUACGAGACAACAGCCUCCAUGAGUACAACCUGUCCCACCUAGAACAGUGGCUACGAGACAACAGCCUCCAUGAGUUUGGGUCGCUGGCCGCGCUAGACCCCGUGGUACAGGCCUCACAGCUGCUGCAGGCACGCAAGACAGACUCCGACGUGGACAGUGUGUGCGACAUGUGCUCCCGGCUGACUACUGCACAGGAUAAAGUAUGGAGCGGCGUGUGA